AAAUAUUUGAUCCAUAACGAAUUUGGAUCCAAUAUAAGUCAUCUAUCACUCGUCACUUUCAUCGAUCGUCUAUUCGAAGCAGUCAACAGGAGCCGAAGAUUUGGAGAGAAAUGAGGUUGUUCGAUCCAUGGCCAGUGUUCUUCAAGAGGGAAUGGAAACGUACCUGGCCGUUCCUCACCGGUUUCGCCGUAACCGGCGUCCUCAUCACCAAGCUCACCGCUGGAUUCACUGAGGAAGACGCCAAGAACUCAAAGUUCGUCCAACAACACAGGCGGUAA
Molecule: messenger RNA, 278 nt
Organism: Brassica rapa (field mustard)
Lineage: Eukaryota; Viridiplantae; Streptophyta; Magnoliopsida; Brassicales; Brassicaceae
Source: RefSeq, a predicted model, not a curated record